Messenger RNA from Salvia hispanica, 1752 nucleotides. The record is from RefSeq and is a predicted model, not a curated record. NCBI's taxonomy places the organism in Eukaryota, Viridiplantae, Streptophyta, Magnoliopsida, Lamiales, Lamiaceae.
AUGGUUCCUCUAGACGCGCUGGCAGCGUUUCUAAGCCAACAGGACCCCAAUAGAGACUGGACAACAAUCCUAGCCGGAUUUGGCUUAACCGGAGGAGUACCGGCGACAUCAAACCCUACCCCAACCACAACCACAGAAAAUCCACCCACCACCACCCCAAAAACCUCAAUUCCAACGUCCGAAAAUAUUUCCCCAACAAUUGCUGCACAAGCAGAACCCUCCCACCCUUCUCUCAUACACCAAACAGAGCCGCUAGACGUCAGCCCUCUUUCCGCUUAUCAAGAUCACAACUGGGGAGAAACAGAAGGCAAGGAGAGUGGAGGGGGAGCAAGCGCGAGCGAGAAGGGUGAAGAAGAAGAGAUUAGGGCCACUGAGGUAAAAAUCGAUGCAGCGGAGGAGGAGAUAGAUCUGAACGAGACAGUCAGGAAGCAAGGGAUAAUGACGGAUGACGUAUUCCAAGCAGUUUUGGGCAAGGGGGAUCGGAUCGUGGUAAACCCUGCAGGGGUGGCAGAAGUAAUGGACCUCGCAUCCCAGGUAGUAGGGAAGGAGGAAGCAGCAACGGAGGCGGAAAAAUCAGAAGGGAUAGUCCACCAAUCAGUGGAGGAGAGGACAGAUGAGCAACGAGAAACAACCGAGAAACUUGAGGAGGAAAGGCAAGAGGCAGAAAAACAUCAGGAGGAAGCCUCAGUGGUAACCAAACCCAAGCCAGUAAAGAGGAAGCUGGUGCUGAAAAGCGACCCCAAGGCGGAAUGGCAGAAACCCCAAAGAGUGUCACAGAGAUGCUUAGGAAGGUGGACGUCAACCAAGGCAGGAGCAAACACAGCAGCAAACACAAUGGAGGUUUCAAGUGAUGACGAGAAAACUACUCCUACAAAACCUGGGGAGGAGCCCUCGAAUGCUAGCCAGGUGGACACACAAUUGGCAAAAGGGACGGUAUCAUCUACGCCAACUGACCAGGAGGAGAAGACUGACAAGGUGGCUGAGGGUCUGGACCUCGCAUCAGCGUCAGUCGGUCAGGAGGAGGAAGCAAGGAGUGAUACUAGUGCCCGCAUGGUAACCGAGCCUACCGCCCAGGAGGACAUUUCAACACAGGCCGACGAUGAAGCAGAGACAAUGGAAAUUGAAGUGACUACAUGCAGUCAAGAGAGGAAGAGAAAGGGGAAAGCCCCUGUCAAAAUGAAACAAGUAAUGAAGAAACAGCGCACUGCCAAUGCCGGCAUAGUGAUCAGAGAGCCGGAAGAGAGAGGGAAAUCAAGCGACAGCGACUACACUUCCAGCGAGGAAUCUGAAUCAGAGAGUGAUAUCUCUCUAGAAAGGGAGGAGUACCGUGAGCAACAGCUCCCCAACGACCAUCACAAGCUGGUCCACCCUCCGAUAGAGAGGCUUGUGUACCGACGCUGGAGGGUAGAGCUCACCGACGAGCUGAUAGAGGACAUGAAGCGCUUCGACACUAAAAAGCUUCAAGACGCAUUUGACGACAAGGAUGACAGUAGCAAACAAGUCAAAUGUGGAAAGGUACUCCAUAUACCCUCUUUGGAUGAGUUGUCUGUUCGUGAUUCCUUCCUGGCCAGUAUAGAGGCGUUGGGCUUUGAGUGGCUGUUAGAGAAUAGGGACCCAGAGAUAUCUGUGAGAUUGGCGAAGGAGUUCUUCACCACGUUUAGGUUCCAAGUAACUACGGACCUAGACGAGGUGUCAAUCUCCUUUAGGAUAUUCGGUGGUAAACUGUCGAUGAGUCUGAUUGGGUAUGUGUAG